Molecule: messenger RNA, 654 nt
Organism: Sphaeroforma arctica JP610
Lineage: Eukaryota; Ichthyosporea; Ichthyophonida
Exons: 1
Coding region: 1-654 (217 amino acids)
Source: RefSeq, a predicted model, not a curated record
AUGUUUGACUCUACAGUGCUGUUUACCGGGAAUAAGUCCGCUGUAUCUAACGAUUGGGCCCCCAUCAUCCCAGAAGCGUUCCACUAUGUGACAGAUGAGGUGACGGCCGAAACCAUCCAGAGCGUCGCAAAUACCCAGAAGCAGUAUAAUGUUGUUAAGCGGGAAAAUCAUAUUGGUGGUGAGUUACACACCCGCAGCAACAUGGCCAUGGUAAUGGACGAUAUUAGUGGCUACCGCUCGCAGCUUAACAAGCUAUCGGCAGUAUUCAACAACUCUCGCCACUACUCGAUCUUUAUACUUCUGUGUGGGCAGCAGUAUACGAAUGUGACACCAGAGGUGCGCAAAUCUAUGAAUGCCAUCAUCACGAUGGGUACGGACCCAGUAUCCGAACGCGAUCGACUCUACGAUGAGUUCUUUAGCUUUGUGCCAUCUAAAAAACUGUUCAUCGAAAUCUUCAAUAUUGUCACUGCGACUCCAUUCAUGGCCCUCGUUGGAGAUCGCAAUGUUUACGGCAACAACUGGAGGAAUCGGCUGUUUUACUACAGGGCCAAGCCGUACCCGUCGUCUUUUAAGCUUGGGUCUCACUCUUUCUGGGAAUCUCACUACAUGAGGUAUAAUCCAAAACAUAACGUCGAGCUUUUACGAUGGGCGUGA